UUCCCUAGUUUUUAUUCCAACUUCCGAUUGUCAAAGAUUAAAAAUUGAACUUUGGAAUUAAUUUAAAUUUCAAAGUAUUUUUUGUAUUUCUUUCUGUUUUAAAAUACAGUACUCCGUAAAACCGGUUGUUUGAUCGGUUAAGUUUUUUUAAAGAAUCUAUUUUGUAUAUUUAACUAUUUAUAAUGAUUCAAUUUGGAAUAAUCGCUAGGAACUUUUCAAGUUCUUCAGCUGUUCAAAGUGCAAUUAAAAAUGUUACCGUGAUAGGAGGUGGAUUGAUGGGAUCAGGAAUUGCCCAGGUAACAGCACAAGCUGGCCAAAAUGUUACCUUAGUGGACGUAAACUCGGAUGUAUUAGCCAAAUCGCAAAAGUCAAUUCAGAACAGCCUCGGCAAAGUUGCCAAGAAAAUAUACAAAGAUAAUCCUCAAGAAGCUGAAAAGUUUAUGACUGAGUCCUUUGCGAGAAUUAAGACUUCCACAGACCCUGUUAGUGCGGUACAGGGCACGGAUUUGGUGAUUGAAGCCAUUGUUGAAAAUAUUGAUGUUAAACACACACUUUUCCAGAAACUUGAUAGCGCUGCCCCAGACCACACUAUAUUUGCAUCAAACACCUCAUCACUAUCAAUCAAUGAAAUUGCGUCCAUUGUGAAGAGGAAGGAUAAAUUCGGUGGCCUCCAUUUCUUCAACCCCGUCCCAGUGAUGCGUCUUCUCGAAGUAGUCAGAGGCAGUGAGACCUCGGACACCACAUACAAUACCAUGAUGCAAUGGGGCAAGUCCGUGGGCAAGACAUGUGUAGCUUGCAAGGAUACACCUGGCUUCAUUGUGAAUAGACUGCUUGUGCCGUACAUGGCUGAGGCUUUAAGGUUGUUAGAGAGAGGCGACGCUUCCGCCCGUGACAUCGACGUGGCCAUGAAGUUAGGAGCCGGCUAUCCCAUGGGUCCCAUUGAAUUGGUUGACUAUGUGGGAUUAGAUACCACCAAAUUCAUCCUCGAUGGUUGGCAUAAAAAGUUCCCGGACCAAGCCCUGUUCAAACCUAUCGCUAUUAUGAACAAAUUGGUCGCUGAAGGCAAGCUUGGAGUCAAGACUGGGGAAGGCUUCUACAAAUAUGAGAAGAAAUAAAGAGUAUUUACAAUGAUUAUACAGUUUUUUGAAUGUUUAUAGAUAAGCAAAGAUAUUAUGUAUUUUUGAAAGUGUUGUUGUAUUAAAUAUUUAAUUUUAUUA
Molecule: messenger RNA, 1217 nt
Organism: Colias croceus (clouded yellow)
Lineage: Eukaryota; Metazoa; Arthropoda; Insecta; Lepidoptera; Pieridae
Gene: 3HCD
Product: hydroxyacyl-coenzyme A dehydrogenase, mitochondrial-like
Exons: 5
Coding region: 183-1115 (310 amino acids)
Biological process (GO): fatty acid beta-oxidation
Cellular component (GO): mitochondrion
Molecular function (GO): NAD+ binding; (3S)-3-hydroxyacyl-CoA dehydrogenase (NAD+) activity
Source: RefSeq, a predicted model, not a curated record